UACCCACCCACACCCCCUACCUAAUGGUUUUGGUUGGUAGGGAUGGCGUUUAUGUUAUGUAGAGGUAUCCUUUGUGUUCCGUGAAACCCUGAAUCUGCAAAACAUGGAGGGAACGUUGACUGGAACAACCACUCUACUCUUCUUCUCCAAAACCCUCCCCCGUUGUUCUCAAAUCUACCGGACUCAGUUACCAGUCCGACGAACCACAACCACCGCCAACGCUGCGUUUCUGAGACCCCUAAGAAAGUUGGGCUCCAAGUCUCCGUUGUUCGAACGGGUGUCUCCUGUCUCCGCUGGAGGAAUUGAUGAUGCUUCACCUUCUUCUUCUUCUUCGUCAGAUGUCAUAGUUCUUGAUGUUCGUGGGAUGAUGUGUGAUGGAUGUGCAUCAAGUGUGAAAAGAAUAUUGGAGAAUCAAUCACAAGUGUCAUCUGCAAAUGUGGAUCAUAAAACAGAAACCGCAAUUGUCUGGCCUGUACCUGAAGCGAAGGAUACGCCUGGCUGGCAGAAAGUAAUUGGAGAAGAAAUUGCAAAGAAUCUGACAAAUUGUGGGUUUGACUCUAACCUUAGAGGUGAGGCUGCUGCCUGAAGGAGAAUCAUCUUAGAAAUGCCAAGGAUCAUGGCCACAAGUGUUGGUCUCAUUUGGUCUCCAUUUGUACUUUAAAUAUGAUUUUGCAGGGUGUGUAACAACUGCUGUGAACUCUUAUUCUAAUAAAUUGCAGUUUUAGUAUACAUUUUCUGGUCCUCAAAUAGAGGAUGAUCUUAUUAUUUAUCUGAUAAAUAAAGUUUUAUUCAUUUAA
This is a messenger RNA of Helianthus annuus (common sunflower), 797 nucleotides long. Its product is annotated as copper-transporting ATPase PAA1, chloroplastic. NCBI's taxonomy places the organism in Eukaryota, Viridiplantae, Streptophyta, Magnoliopsida, Asterales, Asteraceae. Bases 104 to 586 code for a protein of 160 amino acids. The transcript is spliced from 4 exons. Gene Ontology annotation, molecular function: metal ion binding. The record is from RefSeq and is a predicted model, not a curated record.